AUGGCCGGACGACAACAAAAUCAAGCAUUCGUUACCGCUUAUUCGCCAAUACACGAGCGCGAACACGAAGGCGAUGAUGUCAAUGAUGUAAACGACGUCUUUGAAGAGACGGGUUCGGCUGGUGGAUGCGCUUGCUUUAGGUCAUCUUGCUUCGGAUGGAAUGGCGAAAACAAUGGAGAAAAGAGGUACCUCUUGCAAGACGAAGUAAAGAAGUUGAAGGAGUUUACGGAGGUCGUAGCAGGGCCGAAAUGGAAAAACUUGUUACGAAAAAUUGGCAGGAUUUGUAAUGCAAAGAAAUCUAAAACACAGUUUCAGUAUUCUCCAGAAAGCUAUGCUCUCAACUUUAAUGGCGACGACGACGACGAUGACGAGGAAGACUACCAUUUGGUGAAUAAUUUUUCAGCAAGAUUUGCUCCUCAAGCUUUCAAUGAUCAACAGAAAAAGGAUGCUUUGUGA
This is a messenger RNA of Fraxinus pennsylvanica, 456 nucleotides long. NCBI's taxonomy places the organism in Eukaryota, Viridiplantae, Streptophyta, Magnoliopsida, Lamiales, Oleaceae. The record is from the annotation of a GenBank genome assembly.